Molecule: messenger RNA, 911 nt
Organism: Pogonomyrmex barbatus (red harvester ant)
Lineage: Eukaryota; Metazoa; Arthropoda; Insecta; Hymenoptera; Formicidae
Product: nuclear nucleic acid-binding protein C1D
Biological process (GO): maturation of 5.8S rRNA; regulation of gene expression
Cellular component (GO): exosome (RNase complex); nucleolus
Molecular function (GO): DNA binding; RNA binding
Source: RefSeq, a predicted model, not a curated record
UUCUUCUUUAUCGAGCCAGUUAUUUAGGUUAUGUAACAAAAGAGGAAAGAGUACGAUAGAUAUACGCGAGAAACCUUUAUAAUUUUGAUUUGAACAAUUAGAAAAAAUAGUUAUAUUAUAUAGCAAAAGAAAGUGAUAUCCGUGUUGAAGACAAAAAUAAAAAAGUAGAAGAAAAAAAAUGAGUUAUUUGUUUUAGCAGAGACAAAACGAAGCAAGAGCUGCAAAAGUUGAGGUUAUGUAUAACUGAUAAAACGAAAGGACGAUAUAUUAUUUGGAAGAACAACGUUAUCUAUUUGGAAAAUAAUUUGUCUUAUUUACAAAAUAUAAAAGAUUGUUUAAAUAUUUUUAUAGUAAUAAAUAGGCAAAAAACAUGGACGCUGAUUUUGAGGAACUCUCGCACGACGUAAACAUAAUUGCUAAGCUAAAGCAAUUCAGCGAUGCAGUCUUCAAAAUCCAAGAUAUGAUAGAAAUGAUUAGCGAUUCUUCGCUAUAUAAUAAACUCUCCAAUGCAGACAAAAUUAAGUAUAACUUGCUGUUAUCCUACAGUUUCAAUAGUCUAUACUGGAUGUACUUAAGAGCUGAGGGAAUCGAUCCAUCAAAGCAUCGAAUCAGAAACGAAAACGAUAGAUUAAAAAAAGCAAUGGUUCGAGCCAAACAAAUCAAUGAUAGAAAUACAUUAAUGCCACAUCUUAACAAGGAUGCUGCUAAAAGAUUUGUGAGGAACAGUUUAUGGGAAUUAAAACACAAAAAACAGAAAGGCAUGGAGAAGGAAACUGAGAAGACCCAAGAAUCGUCAUCUGUAUAAAUUAUGUUACAUAUUUGUAACAUAAAAUUAUAUAUACAUUUUUUUAUAUAUAACUUGAGGUUUCAUUGCUAUUAUUAUUAUUGCUAUGUGUAUAUUUUUUAUUAAA